Molecule: messenger RNA, 735 nt
Organism: Acanthosepion pharaonis
Lineage: Eukaryota; Metazoa; Mollusca; Cephalopoda; Sepiida; Sepiidae
Source: the annotation of a GenBank genome assembly
AUGAGAGACAACGUUAGAUUAUCUAUGGCGGGAAAUGUCAGCAAAUCUCUCUCUGCGCAUUCUUCUUUCACUCCAUCUCGUUUACUUUCGUCCUACAUAGCCUCGAUUCCAAAUUUAGAUAUCAGCGGCGCCAGCGUUCUCUGUGUGUUUUGUCCAUCCUCCCUUUAUAUCUUGUAUCACUCUCUCACUCUUUCUUUCUCUCUCUCCCUCUAUCUCUUUCUCACAUACACACCUAAAUGUGUUCACAUUUUUCUCUUUAAUUGUCCUCAUUCUCUCUCUCUCUCUCUCUCUCUCUCUCUCUCUCUCUCUCUCUCUCUCAACCUCGUAUUCUUGCCAGUCCCUUUCUUUUCCUCUACUUCCGCCGCCAACCACUCUCUUUUAUCUGUUUCUAUCUCUCACUAUUUCUCUCACUUCCAUUCUCACUUUUUUGCCUUCUCUCAUUACUUUCUCGCUCUUUCUUUCACCGCUUUUGUCUUGUUCUUAAGGAAUAUCUUUUGUGCUUUUUUCUUUCCGUCUCUUAUUUAUGAAUUCUCCUUCUAUUGUCUUUUCUUAUUUUCAUUUUUCUCUUAUGUUAUUCAAUCUUCUUUUUAUCUAUUCUACAAAUUGUCAUUAUUUUUCUUAAUAUUGCUCUCUAAUCUAUUCAGACCACUUCAAGUCUGUUCUUAUCUCUCAUUCGAAUCUAAUCAAACAAUUUAUCGCUAUCGUCUCACUCUCUCUCUCUCUCUCUCUCUCUAA